This is a messenger RNA of Drechmeria coniospora, 2292 nucleotides long. RefSeq lists its product as uncharacterized. Gene Ontology annotation, biological process: pantothenate import across plasma membrane. Bases 1 to 2292 code for a protein of 763 amino acids. Lineage: Eukaryota; Fungi; Ascomycota; Sordariomycetes; Hypocreales; Ophiocordycipitaceae. Gene Ontology annotation, cellular component: plasma membrane. Gene Ontology annotation, molecular function: pantothenate transmembrane transporter activity. The transcript has 7 exons. The record is from RefSeq and is a predicted model, not a curated record.
AUGCCAUCGACCGUGUGCGCGCGGGUCGGUGCCUACUUCCAUGUAGACUACCGGCCCGGGGAGCGCAGCCUCGUACGCAAGCUUGACUUUUUCAUCCUGUCCUUCUGUUGCCUGAGCUACUUCCUGAACUACCUUGAUCGCUCCAACCUCGCCAACGCCUACGUGUCAGGCAUGCGCGAGGAGCUCGGCUUCGUCGGCAACCAGCUGAACGUCAUCAACACUUGCUUCACCGUCGGCUACGUUCUGGGCCAGGUCCCCUCCAACUUGUCGCUGCACUAUGUCAAGCCACGCAUCUGGUUUCCCGCCAUGAUGCUUCUCUGGGGCGGCCUGACGAUGGUGACGGGCUCGGUCCGCAACCCCCAGUCCAUAAUGGCCAUCCGCUUCUUCCAGGGCCUCGCAGAGGCCUCGACCUUUGUCGGCACCCACUACAUCCUGGGCGCAUGGUAUACCGAGGGCGAGCUGGGCAAGCGCAGCGGCCUUUUCACCUCCUCGGGCCUCGCCGGCACAAUGUUUGGCGGCUUCCUGCAGUCGGCCAUCUAUCGGACCAUGGACGGCAGGCAUGGGCUCGCCGGCUGGCGCUGGCUCUUCGUCAUCGACGGUCUCCUGACCAUCCCUGUCGCCCUCUACGGCCUCCUUCUCUUUCCCGACACGCCGCAUACGACCACGGCUUUUUAUCUCUCGGACUGCGAGAAGCAGCUCGCGAUGGCACGGAUCCCUCCUGCCGCCGAGAAGCGUUCACCUCUGUCGCUGUCCUUCCUCCGAAAGGUCCUGACGUCCUGGUACUGGUGGGGGUUCGUCGGACUCUGGGUCAUCGCCGGCGAGACCGAGUCGUUCAGCUCCAACUCUCUGCUGGCGCUGUACAUGCAGAGCCAUCCGACCAACCGGUACGGCGUUGAGCAGAAGAACAACUACCCGGCGGGCGUGGCCGCCGCCGGCAUCCUCUCGACCCUCUUCUGGGCGGCGCUGACCGACUUUCUUGGCGGCAAGCGAUAUCUCGUCGGCUAUUUCAUCGGCAUAACGGGCAUCGCUACAUCCGUCAUGAUCCUCGUCGCGUCCAGGGAUCCCGCAGGCUCCUUGUCGACGUCGGUUACCUUUGGCGCCUACUACUGGGCCGGCACCGUGUAUGCCUGCCAGGCGACAUUUUUCGCCUGGUGCAAUGACGCCAUGCGCUACGAGGAGGAUGUCUUUCGCGCCGUCGUCCUAGCGGGCAUGAACCUCGGCAGCAACGCCGUCAAUUCCUGGUGGAGUAUCGUCUUCUACGGUGCACAGAUGGCGCCGUGGUUCACCCGCGGCAUGUGGGCCAUGAUUGCCAGCUCCAUCGCCCUAGUCAUCUGGAGCGCGGCGCUGUCUUACGUAGUGCGCAGGAGUAGAGCGAAGAGGGCGAAAGUGGGUGAGAGGCGCAUUUUUGCCUCGGCCUCAGGACAAGCCCACAACGGACAACCUGCACGCUCGUUCGUGAUUCAGCCGCCCUCCCCGACCAGCCCGCAAAUUGGCCACGAACCGUCAUCAGUUUGGAGUAUUCGCUGCGACGCGAUGAGUCAACCCUUUCGCCUUGCCGUGCUGGAAUGUGACACGCCAGUACCGGCCGUCGAACAGGACCGAGGAACUUACGGUGAAGUCUUUCGGCAGCUGCUCGCCAAGGGCCUCGUCGAUGUCGGCCAAGAAUGGAGAGAGGGCGCGCAGCUUUCGCUGAGCAAAUGGGACGUUGUCACCGCGCAGGAGUUUCCUGAUGCGGACGAAGUUGAUGGCAUCUUGCUCUCUGGUAGCAAACACUGCGCGUUUGGGGACAAUGCAUGGAUCCGAGGCCUAGUAGAGUUCGUUCGCGUCUUUCUCGAGACGGCGAAGAAGCCCGUCGUCGGUAUCUGCUUUGGCCACCAGAUCAUCGGCCGUGCUCUUGGCGCCCGCGUCGCAAAGAGCCCCGGGGGUUGGGAAAUAUCCGUCGACCACAUGGAGAUGAGCGACGAGGGACGGCGCCUUCUCGGCGUUGCCAGCCUGAACCUGCACCAGAUGCACCGCGAUGCCGUACUUGACGUCCCUGCUGGGCUAGUCAACCUCGGCAGCAGUCCGCGAUGUGCCAUCCAGGGGCUUUAUGAGCCCGCUCGCAUCCUCACCUUUCAGGCGCACCCCGAGUUUGAUCUCUUCAUCAUGAAAUCGAUCUUGAAGGCGAGGCACGAUCAGGGCGUUUUUGACGACGCCAUGUUUGCCGACGGCACGGCGCGCGCCGAAGGGCAUCACGACGGUGUCCUGGUGGCCACCAAGAUUUUGGAGUUUCUCUUGGCCUCGCGCGCAUGA